Messenger RNA from Saccostrea cuccullata (small rock oyster), 1057 nucleotides. Its product is annotated as eIF-2-alpha kinase GCN2-like. The transcript has 10 exons. Gene Ontology annotation, molecular function: identical protein binding; RNA binding; histidine-tRNA ligase activity. The record is from RefSeq and is a predicted model, not a curated record. NCBI's taxonomy places the organism in Eukaryota, Metazoa, Mollusca, Bivalvia, Ostreida, Ostreidae. The coding region runs from base 1 to 1050 and encodes 349 amino acids. Gene Ontology annotation, biological process: mitochondrial translation; histidyl-tRNA aminoacylation. Gene Ontology annotation, cellular component: cytosol; mitochondrion.
AUGGAGGGAACUUACGGCAAAGUGGCCAGCUACUUAAGAUGUAUAACCAAAACCAGAGGGGAGGCUGCAACAAAAGCCAAGCAAGGUCUACAUGAGUUGGAGAUAAUUCUGAGUAAUCUGGACACGCUAGGCCUUAAGCUUCCAGUAAUAGUGUCUCUGGGAUUUGUUUACAAUACACAUCAGUUCUCAGGAAUGAUAUUCCAAAUCAUGGUGGACAAUAAAAAGAAAAAGCACCACUCACCAGACAUCUUAGCUGCUGGCGGUCGCUAUGACAACUUGAUCAAACAAUUUUAUUCUCCACUAUCCCAACCUGUAUCAGAGACCUCUCUUCACGGAGUUGGUGUCAGCAUAGCGUUUGAAAAGAUUGUCACAGCAGUACUGGAAUCUAGAGAGACGAAUCCUCCUAGCGCCUAUGACAUUUUGGUGUGUACUACUUUUGGACACAAGCCCAUGCUGAAGGAGAGAAUGACCAUUGUAAGAGAUCUGUGGGCAGCAGGACUCAGGGCCGAAAUCUACCUAGAUAGCAUGCAGGCACAAGAAGACAUACAGGACUUCUGUCGCAGUAAUGGAGUAGCCUUUAUGGUCACCUUGCAGGAGGGGGAUACUACAAUCAAGGUGAGAUCAAUAGAAAAGGACAAAAUUACGGAGAAGAAACUGACAGCAAAUAGUCAAGUGGUGGAUUUCCUACAACAGAAGUUGCAGGCAUCAUCUAAACAAGAGCAGUCAGAACCAAACCAGGGCACCCCUUGUAAGAAUAUAGCAGUCCUGAAUUAUCCUGAGGCCAACACGUCUAACUACAGCAGCAACAUGCUCAUCAACUUCAACUUUGUCAUCGAGAACGGAAAACUGGCCACAAAAUCCAGAUAUAAAUAUGAAUCUCAGAUAUUUGCCAAAGUGAGUUCUUCCUUUCCCUGGUUGCCCAAAAAAUCCAUAGAAGUAAUUGCUAUGGAACUGACAGCACCAGUGCUGAAGUGCAUUGUGGCAUUCUUAGAGGUGAAUGGCACGGAACAAGAGUUUGAGGACAGCAUAGGACUGGUGAUAGAUAAGUAAGAGAAAU